Lepus europaeus (European hare) is the source of this 983-nucleotide messenger RNA. RefSeq names its product retinol binding protein 4 (gene RBP4). Gene Ontology annotation, biological process: retinol transport. The record is from RefSeq and is a predicted model, not a curated record. The transcript has 6 exons. Gene Ontology annotation, molecular function: retinol binding; retinol transmembrane transporter activity. Bases 124 to 729 code for a protein of 201 amino acids. Lineage: Eukaryota; Metazoa; Chordata; Mammalia; Lagomorpha; Leporidae.
UCCCCCCGGAGCUAUAAAGCGGCCCGGCGGCCCCGCGGCGCUCGGCUGCCUCGCUCCACGCGCGCCCGGACGCGGCCAGGCCAAGCUUGCGCGCGUCUCCCCGUGGGCGGACUCCUGGGCAAGAUGGAGUGGGUGUGGGCGCUCGUGCUGCUGGCGGCGCUGGGGAGCGGCCGGGCGGAGCGCGACUGCCGAGUGAGCAGCUUCCGAGUCAAGGAGAACUUCGACAAGGCUCGCUUCGCGGGUACCUGGUACGCCAUGGCCAAGAAGGACCCCGAGGGGCUCUUUCUGCAGGACAACAUCGUCGCCGAGUUCUCCGUGGACGAGAACGGCCACAUGAGCGCCACGGCCAAGGGCCGCGUCCGUCUCCUGAAUAACUGGGACGUGUGCGCGGACAUGGUGGGCACCUUCACAGACACCGAAGACCCUGCCAAGUUCAAGAUGAAGUACUGGGGCGUGGCCUCCUUUCUCCAGAGAGGAAACGAUGACCACUGGAUCAUCGACACGGACUAUGACACGUACGCCGUGCAGUACUCCUGCCGCCUCCUCAACUUCGACGGCACCUGCGCGGACAGCUACUCCUUCGUGUUCUCCCGGGACCCCCACGGCCUGCCCCCUGACGUGCAGAAGCUGGUGAGGCAGCGGCAGGAGGAGCUGUGUCUGAGCCGGCAGUACAGGCUGAUCGUGCACAACGGUUACUGUGACGACAAAUCCGUCAGAAACCUGUUGUAGCAACACCGGGGACUGAAAGCUUCCGUCCACUCUCAGUCGGUCUUCAAGUCUAUUUAUCUUAGGAGUUCGGUUCGCCCCUCCCCCCGCACCUCCCCUGGGUACACACAGCACCUCCCGUCUGUCCGUCCGUCCGCGCGGGAAUGGGGGAAUCCAUUUGUAGUGAAACGGCUUAUCCUCACCGGAGUUCUCUCAUGGCGUUUGAGCCUUAGAAUCCCAGACUUCGAUUAAUUAAAAUAGUCACCGGCUUCCUCUGA